UCCGGAUCUUUUCUAGCUCUCUCUCUCCUACAUUCGACUGAAAAAAAAAAAACUCAAAACUCUGUAGAGGGAGAGAAAGAGGGGAAAAAAAUAUUAAAAAAAAGAGAGAUAUGAGCGGAGACGGAGGCGUUUUUGGUAAAAGAUUCAAUCGACAACAUCUCAUCCUCUACCUCUCCAUCUCUCUGCAACUAAUCCAAGGUUUAGGUGAUAAUCCAUCAAAUUCCAAAGACCGAGCCAAAGCUGAGGCCUCAUCUAAAUCUAGUAAGAAUACUGGGCGUAAUGUACUGUUGAUAUGCCUUCUUGUGGCUGCUGUAGUGGUACUGUCAAUAGUCCUAUUCAAGUUAUGGCAGAAAAAGAGGAGGGAAGAGCAACAUGCUCGCCUCCUAAGGCUGUUUGAAGAAGAUGAUGAUCUUGAACUCGAACUUGGCCUUCGGGAUUGAGAGCUUUACUGCUCUCAUUGUAGCAUACUCUGAG
Asparagus officinalis (garden asparagus) is the source of this 474-nucleotide messenger RNA. RefSeq lists its product as uncharacterized. The coding region runs from base 111 to 440 and encodes 109 amino acids. The record is from RefSeq and is a predicted model, not a curated record. Lineage: Eukaryota; Viridiplantae; Streptophyta; Magnoliopsida; Asparagales; Asparagaceae. The transcript is spliced from 2 exons.